Molecule: messenger RNA, 2070 nt
Organism: Wickerhamiella sorbophila
Lineage: Eukaryota; Fungi; Ascomycota; Dipodascomycetes; Dipodascales; Trichomonascaceae
Exons: 1
Coding region: 1-2070 (689 amino acids)
Molecular function (GO): protein binding
Source: RefSeq, a predicted model, not a curated record
AUGUUCAGCCGUCGACUGUUCCCGGUGCGUUUUGCCUCUAGUUCGGUCGGAUCAGCCGCGCGAACCACGGCAAAUACCGCCAAGCUCGCUACGCCGGAUAUCGCAAAGGAAAGCGAAAGGUCUAGUGCUGCUUCCAUCAACGUUAACCGGGUUCAGGAUCUGCUCAAUAAAAAUGACUACUCGGGAGCUACUCAGGUUAUUCUGUCUCUAUCGUACAAAGAUCUUGCCCCUGAUGCUCUCAGGAAGCUCAGCUCUUAUCAAACCAAAGUUAUCAACCAUUAUGCUGGCCUAGAAGCUCAAGAACUUGAGUCUGCUGUUCCCGUGCUCUGUGACCUGCAGAAUAAGUUUAUCGAACUUGGAAGACGUAACCUCGCAGCAUCUGCUCAGACUAUGCUUUUGGCGUUGCGCGUUGGCCAGCCCGAACGAGCCAUCGAAGUCUGGGUCCAGCUUUUGGAGGCUAUGGCCAGAGUUUCUCAUCUUCCCCUCAAGGAGCUUGUCUCCAGCCCUCAAAUCAGCGCCUGUGCUCUUGCCGCUCUUUCUGCCUACUUUGUGAGCUGCUCUCGACGAGGAAUCCCGGUCGACGCUUCCACAGCUCUCAAACUCGUGCCCCUGAAGCAAGUCCCGAUCUCUCUAGCUCCCUUGAACAACCUUAGGGGCCAAGCUUCUUCCAUUGACAAACAGACGCUUGCUAUUAUUCGCGAGGGUCUCAGUGAGCUCCGCAGGGCGACCACAGAUUAUUCUAAUCCCGAAUACCUCGCAGUCAUUGCCAAGGCCAACUUCCAAGAGGCUCAGACACUGUACAAGGAAGCUCUUGUUCAACAGGAUCUUCCCGAGGAAGUACAUGCUGCAUUCAUUAGACGCUUUGCAGAGACUCGUCAACAAGAUGCUGCUUUCAAGGCUUGGAACACUCUCGUUGAGCGCUUCACUGCCGCGAACAAAAAGCCUACUGUCGUUAGUUGGCGUGCUCUGCUUCGGGCUGGGUCCAUGUCUAAACCUAACGGUAAGGAAAUGGUAGAUCAGCUGUGGAAAGAGAUGGAAAAGGCAGGUAUCGAGCCCGAUGAGGACUGCUGGUGUGUCCGACUCGAAUCAUUGAUUAGGUCGCACAACGUGGAUGAAGCGGUAAAGGUGUACAACGAGGUUGAAGGCUCUAAGAAGCUGGGGGUUUUUGGUAUGAAUAUUGUUGCCACUGGCCUGGUUAAUGCAAAGCGGUUUGAUGAGGCCGACGAGCUUAUCGCCAAGGCAGUGGAAUCAGGAGCCUACAAGCCCAACAAUGUAACUUUCAACGCAUUGAUCUCAGCUGCUGUGCGUGCUCGCGACUCGGCACGAGCCCACCGCUAUCUAGAUGAUAUGGCAGCAGCAAAGAUCUUGCCCGACAUUGUCACUUAUUCACAGGUUCUACAUGCAUUAUUUGAGGCCCAGCGAACUAAAGGAGUCGCCAUUGCUGAUGCAGUGAAUUCGUUGCUUCAGGAGAUGAAGGCCCGGAAGGUCGCACCAAAUGCACAGUUUUAUACUAUUCUUGCUCAUGGAAUUGCUCGAUCUACGGAGUCAGUCUCGCUUUCUCGUCGCAUGUUCAGCAUCAUGCAAGAUGCACAAUUGCCAUUGAGUGUUGAGACAUUUGGAGCGUUGAUUGAUGCUGAAAUCAAGCAUGGCGACUUCUCGCGUGCGAAGCUGUAUUUCGAUUUAAUGCCUAAACAUGGUGUCCCCUACUCCACAGCUAACUACGCCCAGAUGAUUGCUGGUGCACUGGCGAUCAAGGAUAGUGCGACUGCGGACAAGCUUUUGACCGCUAUGCUCAAGCGGCCACGCACUCAGCCUAAUAAGUAUACUUACAUGUUCCUUCUUCGCAAUUGGCAAGAAAGUGAUUUGGAAGAUCCAGAGGUCGCAGCCCUUGUUCAACGGACUCUAGAGCUGCUUUCGGAGAACCAAGCAGCCCUAGAUUAUCCACUCGCCCAAAAGGUCCUGAGUCUGGGCGUUAGAGCUGGUGCUACACCCGACCUUGUCAGUGCCGCAGAGCGAGUUUCGGCCGAAGAGUAUGAUACCAAGGUUGCAAACAGAAGACGCCGUAGCUGA